Messenger RNA from Fusarium subglutinans, 1260 nucleotides. RefSeq lists its product as uncharacterized. The transcript has 2 exons. Lineage: Eukaryota; Fungi; Ascomycota; Sordariomycetes; Hypocreales; Nectriaceae. Bases 1 to 1260 code for a protein of 419 amino acids. The record is from RefSeq and is a predicted model, not a curated record.
AUGGACCUAAACCUCAACCUUUAUAGGAGUAUAUUACAUCUUGGGCCCAAGCACCGACGCCAACGUAUGCAACAUCUUCCGAGAGGGGAGUUGAUCAGAGUCAAGACUCUAGUCGAAAGGGAGCAAUGGACCCAAAAGCUUGAGGAAGCGGUCGCAGGCCGGGAUCUUAUUGAUCUGGCUCUUGCAGACCCUGUGGAGAUCAAGGAAAACCCACCUCUUCAGAAGGUUCUGCUUGGCCGGGCUUGCUAUCCCGACGAUGAGAACAAUAUGGUGAAGCGAAUUACAAAUGGUCUGAGGAAGAAUGGCGAGUCUUUGAUCAACAGUGUUGCAAACUUUGAUGGUCCUACUUAUCCGCCUAUAACGAAGGACGCUUGGAUCUUGGUCUAUUGCGACUUGUUCUACCUUGAUGGCAACAAUAAGACGUUGUAUGAAGUGUACGCAUCACGGCUUCAAGAAGAAGAGCUGCACACCCGGAGUGAGCAGGCCAGAGAGGUCGCCCGACACGAUAUGAUGAAACUGGCUCGCAGGAAUGCCAAAUGGAUGAUUCCUGUGCUCGAGGAGUUCUCUGACGAGAUAUUAUCUCAGUCUGAAUACGAAUUCAGUGACACCUUGCACGAAAUUUGGAAGCAGGUAUCCCACCCGCCACCAGCUUGGAUUCAGCACAUCCUGGAUACCCGACAACCAUGGGGUUUCACCUAUUACAAAACCAAAGAAGUCGAAGAGAAGUAUGGUGAUAUAUGGGGGGACACGUGGAUCAGGAUUGUUGAUAUGCCGUAUCAAUCUUGGUCGAAUAUCCAUUGCCAAGGGAAGGUAGAUGAGUUGAUGGCGCUGAAGAGGGAAGAUUGGGCUACUCCGCCUCAGUAUGAAGGGCUCAGCGAAGAAGAUGCCUUUCGCAAACACUUCCGCGAGCACAGGGAAUAUCUCUCGUCCCCUGGGAUCUUACGGAACACAUUCAUCGUCAUUCAAAUCGAGCAAAUUCCCAAAGGUCCCGAUGAUGAAGACGUGGAUCCCUGUUGGGUCUGGGCAUAUGAUGUGGAUUGGGAGAGCGCUUCAGAAGACACAAUAUGCAACGGCGAGAAAUACCAAGGCCGUGUCAAAGUACCUAUCUAUGCACUCGAAGGGUGGUUUUAUGCUGCCCGUUGGGAAGAAGGGGGCGUAAGUCUUCGAGAUAUGUGGCUCAAGGCGCAGAAACAUGAGGACAAGUUGUGGAUUUGCGAUUCAAAAGUAAUGGAGGAGUGGGAUCAUGAACCAUAUGUAUGA